Messenger RNA from Drosophila simulans, 838 nucleotides. RefSeq lists its product as uncharacterized. The transcript has 2 exons. The record is from RefSeq and is a predicted model, not a curated record. Lineage: Eukaryota; Metazoa; Arthropoda; Insecta; Diptera; Drosophilidae. Bases 72 to 806 code for a protein of 244 amino acids.
GAAUGGAUUUGGCAAGUUUCGACUAGUGGAUUUUGUUUGCCAAAAGGGUUAACUAGUGUUCUGUGCUAAAAAUGAAGUCUGCAUUCCUGAUUGCGCUUAUCGUGGCCCUGGCCAGCUGUCAAGGUGCCGAAGUUGCCGAACCUUUGUCAGCUCAAGAACGCUCUAUCUCCAGCGUAAUUGUGGACGGACUGGAGGCAUUCAGAGUCGUCCUGCAAAAUGGUAGCCCGAGAUUUGGAAUCCCUGUGAUGGCACCCAUGAAGGCGGCGCAGAGGUCGUUCGAAAUCAACUCGGGAGAAUUCAGUGGCACCUUUGGAGUCGAGAACUUCGAACUGCAGGGCCUCGAUCAGUACGAGAUUAUCACCAUGAACAUGGACGUGAUCAGGAGUCGCUUGACCUUCAACAUCAACUUCGCCAGCCUCAAUUUCACCACCGAUUACGAGGUGGACAUGGGCAGUGGCUAUCGCAUCAAGCGCAAUGGUGGCGCCUUCUUUGCCCUCGAGGAUCUGAACAUCCAGGGCAGGAUUAGCUACUCCCUGGGCGUGUUCACUUCCCAGCUGCGUGUGAAGGAUGUCCUGAUUUACCCCUCCGUUGGCAAUGUCAACUCGCAGAUCGAGAACCUGUCCAAGUACCGAAUCUUCAAUCGCAAACUCAACGAGAUCAUCGAGGAAUUCGUAACCCUGACGGUCAACGAAAACACCGACUUUGUGGCCGCUUGGGUAAGCGAACAGGCCACGCCCAUUUGCAACGAUCUGAUCGGAGACCGAACUCUGAGUGAUAUCAUUGCGAUUAUCACGGGAGGAAACUAAUUAGGCGAAAUAAACUCUACAUAUUUUCCAAA